Molecule: messenger RNA, 2784 nt
Organism: Plasmodium adleri (nom. inval.)
Lineage: Eukaryota; Apicomplexa; Aconoidasida; Haemosporida; Plasmodiidae
Product: conserved Plasmodium protein, unknown function
Exons: 3
Coding region: 1-2784 (927 amino acids)
Biological process (GO): protein K48-linked deubiquitination
Molecular function (GO): cysteine-type deubiquitinase activity; K48-linked deubiquitinase activity
Source: RefSeq, a predicted model, not a curated record
AUGAAAACAAAUGAUGAACUUUUAAGAAAAGAAGAAGAGGAAAUUUCCAAAACAAUAGCUUUAUCCUUACAAGAAUAUCAUGCUUCUCAAAAUAAGAAUACAGAUAAGAACUAUGAAGUUGAUGAUGAGAAUGAUGAACUAUUACAAGAGGCAAUACGACUUUCCAUUUUAGGUUCGAAUAAAAGAGAGAUGAAUAGAAAUGAUUGUAAUGAUAGUUAUCAUGAUGUAGUUCGAAAGAAUUUUGAUAGUAUAACUUAUUAUUUAUGCAAUAAUUAUGAGAAUACUAAAAAUAAAAAUGAUGUAAUAGAUAAUAAAACAUUUUGGAAAGAGAUAUAUAAGAAUUAUAAGAAUAUAUAUAUAAUAAUAAGAGAUUAUAUGAUAAAUUUAACUAAAAGAAGUGAGAAAAUGAAUGAAGAAGGUAGUGAUUCCACAUCAAGUAGAGAUGACUAUGAUAGUGAUGAAUCAAGUGAUUAUAGUAAUUCUUCUUCUUUAUCAUGUUGUUCAUUAGAACAUAUUAAGAGAACUUACAGAAAUAUAAAUUAUACGACUAAAGAUUAUUGCCGAUGGCUAAGAAAGGGUCAUCGAAGUAAAGCAUUAAAUGAUCAUGUAUAUUUAAAUUAUUUAUUAAGAGAAAUGAAAAUAUUAGAAGAUAGUACUUCUAUUCAUAAUUUAGUUUUUGGUGUGAAUAAUUAUAAAUAUUCUAAUAAGAUAGAUAUAAAAAAAUGGUGUAAUCAUAGUAUUUCAUUUUAUGAAAAUAAAAAUAUAAAUUUUGGACUUCGUCAAUUUUUAAGUGGCCCAUGUGGUCUUAUAUCAAGUAUACAAGGAUACAUAAUAAUUAUUUUAUUAUUUAAUUAUAAAUAUCAUUUUUUAUGGGAAAAUAACUAUUUCAAUAUUUUAAAAACGAAUAACGAUUUUUUGAAUUUUAAAAAUUCUUCAAAAAUGGGGUAUAAAGAGGCUGAGGGAGGAAAUACCAAAUUGAGGAAUAAUAUAUAUAGUGAGAACAAUAAUUGUGUGAAUAAUAAUAAACAAGGUGAUGAUAUGAAUGGACUAGACUUAUGUAAAGAGAAAAAUGAUGGUUCUGGUGUUACACUAAAUAAAGAAGAUAACAAUAAGGAUAAUAAAAUUAAUAAAAAUGAAAAUAACGAUGAUAAAAUCAAUAAUAAUGAUGAUAAAAUCAAUAAUACUGAUGAUAAAAUAAAUAAUACUGAUGAUAAAAUCAAUAAUACUGAUGAUUAUCGUAAUCAUCUUGAGAAUCAUAAACAGGAUGAUAUUACACAUAAUAAAAAAAAUAGGAAUAAUAUUAUUAAUGAAAAAAAUGAUGCAAAUGAUAAUAAUAUUAAUAAUAAUGAUGAUAAUGAUAGUAAUAAUAAUAAUGAUGAUGGUGAUAGUAAUUAUGAUAGUGAUAAUCAUAAGAAUAGUAAUAGUAAUAACCGUAAUAGGAGAAAUUCUUUUUCAAAUGAGGAGAAAAAUAAAGAUAAAAUAUAUGGAGAAGGUUAUGAUAAUGAAUUUUUAGAAUUAGUACGUGACAAUAUUAAAGAUUUAAAAUAUUAUGCAUUAGUUGAAUCUUUAGCAUAUAUAUUAUAUCAGUGUACGGAUAAGUCAUAUUAUAUCGUAGCAUUUUUAUUACCGGAAUGCUAUGAUUAUCCUUAUUAUAUGAAUAAAAGAAAUUGUGAUGAAAAUUUAGUAAGAGAUUUAAAAAGAAUUACUAUAUAUUAUAAAGAGUUUAAUGCUAUAAAAGAUGUGGUAAAAUUUUAUUUAGAGAAUUUUAUAAUAUUUUCAAGUUCUACUGGUGUAAUAUCCUUUUUAUAUUCUGUAAUAUUAACAAGAGGAUUACAUAAUGUAAAGAAUGAUAUGGAUGAUAUUAAUCAUCCUUUAAUUGGUAUAUAUGGGCAUUGUUCACAAGAAUUAGUUAAUUUAUUAUUAACAGGUAGAGCAUGCUCAAAUGUUUUUGAUAAUAAUAAUGUAAUAAAUACAUUUUGUAAUACUGAUGUAGAUAUAAGUAUGUAUGAAGCAGGAAAUUCAAAAAGUUGUAGUCCUAAUAAAGGAUCAUUAUCAUAUAAUAAAAAUGAUAGUAUUAAUAAAAAUGAUAGUAUUAAUAAUAAUAAUAAUAAUAGUAGUAGUACUAAUAAUAAUAAUAGUAGUGGUAAUAAUAAUAGUAAUGAUAAUAAUAAUAUAAUACUAAAAGGUAUAAGCAAAAGACCGUUAAUCGGUUUAUUAACCGAUUUUGAGGCUUUUAAAUAUUGUGAAGUUGGAAAUUAUUAUAAAUAUCCAAUAUAUCCUAUAUGGGUAAUUAGUAGUUCCAAUCAUUAUACUGUAUUAUUUUCAUUAAAUAUUAAUAACUCCAAAUGUACAAGUGAGGAGUUAUUUUUAGAGAAAUUAAAUAAAAUAUGGAAGAAAUAUGAUAAAGAAAAUAAUAAAUAUAUAUUGUCUCAUUUUAUUCCUCAAUUUAUUGAAGAUUUAAAUUUGAAGGAUGAAUUCCGAAAUUUAUUUGAUGGAUUUGUAAAUGAUUUGGAUAUUCUAUUAUAUUCAGAAUUUAAAGCCUUUUAUUUACAAAUGAAGCAAAAAGAUAUAAAUGAAUUGAAAUUUUCUGAUCCACCAAAAGAAAAAUAUUUCUACUUAUACGACGCUCAAGAAAUGCCUGAAAAGUCGAUACAUUAUUUUCUUUUGAAGGAAGUGGAUUAUGAUGUUUCCCAUGAUAAUCACUUGAAAUUUUUCAAUACAAGAUGGCCAAAUAAUACAGUGGAGGUAUUAAACAAGUCAAAAAAGGUUUCCAAACAUAGAUAA